AUGCAGGAGGAGAAAGACUCCUCCACGUCCUGGCGGACAGGGUCUGCGUGCCCCUCGACGAUCCGCAACUCGUGCGGACUCAUCGCCCUCCUCCACGCCGUCGCGAACGGCGAACCCCGCCGCCACGUCACGCCAGGCUCUGACCUCGCUGCUCUGCUCGAGCGUGCGGAUCCACUUCCGCCCGCUGAGCGCGCGCGCUCGCUGCAGUACAGCAAGGGCCUGGAGAGCGUGUACAUGGAUGCGGCGCAGAUGGGUGAUACGGAGGCGCCGGAGGCGGAGGAUAAUGUGGACUUGCAUUUCGUGGCGUUUGUGCGGGGCAGCGAUGGGACGCUGUGGGAGAUGGAUGGGCGGCGGAAGGGUCCCCUUGCGCGCGGUGUGCUGGCGCCGGAUGAAGAUGUGUUGAGUGCGAAUGCGCUGGAGAUGGGGGUGCGGCGGUUCCUGAAGGCUGAAAUUGAGGGUGGGAAUCAGGAUAUGCGGUUUAGUUUGAUCUGUCUGGGGCCGGGGUUGGAUUGA
Messenger RNA from Penicillium chermesinum, 513 nucleotides. RefSeq names its product ubiquitin C-terminal hydrolase L3. The record is from RefSeq and is a predicted model, not a curated record. Lineage: Eukaryota; Fungi; Ascomycota; Eurotiomycetes; Eurotiales; Aspergillaceae. Gene Ontology annotation, molecular function: cysteine-type deubiquitinase activity. The transcript has 2 exons. Bases 1 to 513 code for a protein of 170 amino acids. Gene Ontology annotation, cellular component: cytoplasm. Gene Ontology annotation, biological process: ubiquitin-dependent protein catabolic process; protein deubiquitination.